Durusdinium trenchii is the source of this 2448-nucleotide messenger RNA. Lineage: Eukaryota; Dinophyceae; Suessiales; Symbiodiniaceae. The record is from the annotation of a GenBank genome assembly.
AUGGCUGGUUCUGAUUCCGGAAUCUUCAAUUGGGAGCUGCUCGACGAGGCUGCCACAGUCACCACCCUUACCCUGGACCAACCGGAGGUCGAUGAGAAGGAGAAGGAACUUGGCCUGGCCGUGGAAACGCAGACCUCUGUUCUGUCCCGUCCUGUCAACACGCGCUUGGCCAAAGCGCGGUCCAUCAAAGAGGUGAACUCAUCAAAGGGUUCAGAACAAGGCAUGGGUGGUGGCAGAAGCAGGGAGAUCCAUCACUAUCACGAGGACAAGGAAUCCAAAGAGCUUGCGCGCAGGGCUAGUGAAGAAGCGGCAGCUUUGCGCGAGUCAAUGAUGAAGGAACGAAAACGUGUUCAGGAGCAGCAACAUCAGCUCGACCAGCAGCACCAGGAAACCCUGCGCCGCCUAGAACAGCACGCUGCGGAAGAGAGGGCCGCUGCAGAGAGAAGGUUGCGGGAAGAGGAAGAGAAGCGGCGCAGGGAGGCUCAAGAGGCCCUUCAACGUUUGGCGGAACAGGAGAGGGAGGCUGAAGCCCGCUUGGUUGCAGAGAUCCAGAAGGAGCGCGAUAACAUUCAGAAGCAGAAGCAUGAAAAGUGGUUGCGUCUCAAAAGAGAUUAUCCUAUCCCUGCUUACCUUGAGCCCUAUGUGAAUGAGGUGACCGAAAAUGCUGAGUUGGAUGGCGCGCGGGGGCGAUUUGUGAAUGUUGCCAUGCUGGGAGAUUCCGGAACUGGCAAGAGUUCGUUGAUCAGAGCAAUUUUGAAGCACUUUGACAUUACCUUGCCAGAGGAUGAGAUGCCCAAAAUCUCAAUGGAAGGCGAUGGAACGCUGGAGCCAGCGCGAUUUUCACUGGCCAAUCUGGGUCAAGUCUCAUUGUGGGAUCUUCCAGGGCAAGGCACCACGAAGAUUUGCUCCAGAACAUAUCUCUGCAAUAUGGGACUCAAGUACUUCGACCUGGUCGUCAUUGUCACAGAUGGUCGUUGGUCUGAAGGCGACGCAAGUUUGUUGGCCGCCAUCCGUUUUGCAGACAUCCGAUGCCUGGUUGCUCGAAGCAAGGUGGAUCUUGCAGUAGAGGCUGGAAAAGAAGAUCAAGGAUGGAGCCAACAAGAAACACUGCAGCACGUGAGCAAGAAAUUGCAAGAUCAAACCGGACUCACACCAGGUCGCAUUCAUUUGGUGACAUCAAGGCCACGCUUCUGGAAUGAAUUUGGCUCAGUCGAAAUCUUGUGCCAAAAGCUGGAAGGGGAAGUGCGAGCAUCCUUGGCAGGUGAGUCAGUGGAGGAGAUGUUUGACGAGCCCUCACGCUGGUCAACAGUGUUGGCGCUUCUGAAUGUACUCCAAUAUCAGCCGGAGGUGGACCACGUGUCCUGGACAGACAGUACCGGGCGAUACAAGCGAUACAGUGCCAUGAAGCUGCGUGGAGGGGUGGUGGUGCCGUCGUUAGCCCGUGCGGCAGAAGAGAUGGUACUGAACGCCAUCGAUGCAGAGGCCUCCAUGGUAGAGGUGGAGCUGCAGGAGUCUUCAGUCGGAUGCGCUUUGGAGGUUCGAGACAAUGGCCUUGGCAUUGAUCCUUCAGAUUUUUCACUUCUUGGGCAUCGCGGUGCUCGAGGUGGUCAGGGUCGAGGAGAGUCACUAGCAGCUUUAGUGGCACGAUGUGAGCGUGUGCUCAUCCUUUCGAAGGUGGCCAGCAAAGAAACAUGGUGCAAGUGCUUCGAGCGCGGCAUAGCUGUGAGAUGUGAGCCAAGCGGCAGUCCAAGAGGAGGUGUUGGUACUACACUGCGCGUCGAGGGCUUUUUGGCCUGCCGCAAGGGCCCGUCGGAGCUGCGCCGACGGCUGGACCGGAUGGCGUUGCUGCGGCCGCAGCUGGCACUGCGGCUUCGCACCGGCCCACGAGAGGUAGAGAUCAUUGACCUUAAGCAGGAAGAUGUCAUGUCUCGAAUGCAGCGCGUUCUUGGUUUGAGCUGCGCCCGUGCUCUUUGCAGGGUGCAGCUCUCAUCAAGCCGAAGUGCAUGCAGCCUAGAAGGUGUCAUCUCAAGAUUGAAAGACGGCCACGCCAGCGACCAGUUCAUGUUUCUAUACAUCAACGGGCGCUUUGUGGAAGAGACGCCAAUCCACACGUCCAUUGCAAAUUUCUAUGCCACCAGCAGUUUCUCAAAAGUUCAGUCAGGUCGAGGACCGCAAUCCAUCGCAGCUGCAGCAGCCGGUAAUUUGCGACCUUUAUUUGUACUGAACCUCAUGUGUCCAGUCGAGUGGUACGACCUGAACUUUCUGCCAGAUCGCUCUGUCGCACAGUUCAGAGACUGGAAGCAGCCGAUCUAUUUCAUUUUGAAUUGUCUUCGACGGGUUUGGUUUGAAAGGAACGCCGAGCCCGAUCACUCUCCUGCAAGUUUGAAGAGGAGGCCAGAACAAGGAAGACUUACAGCUGUGCUUCAGCUGAAGUGCCGAAAGUUCUGA